Pseudopipra pipra is the source of this 5094-nucleotide messenger RNA. RefSeq names its product leucine rich repeat containing 32 (gene LRRC32). The coding region runs from base 25 to 2097 and encodes 690 amino acids. The record is from RefSeq and is a predicted model, not a curated record. The transcript has 3 exons. Lineage: Eukaryota; Metazoa; Chordata; Aves; Passeriformes; Pipridae. Gene Ontology annotation, molecular function: protein binding.
GGGAAAACUAAACUGAGACUCUGUAUGAGUUCUCUCUUUUCUCCUGCAACCUGCACCAUGCAAAUCAUCGAAUCCUGUCGAACCAUGAGACUGUACAUCAUCUUCUUACUGGCAGUGGUGAAUACAAGAACUGCAGAAGGGACAUCCUGUGAAAUGGCAAACUCACAGGCAUUUUGCCACAACAAAGACCUCCACCAAAUCCCUCAUGAGCUCCAUCUAAAUGUAAACAAAAUAGAUCUGUCUGGAAAUCUGAUUCAAAGCAUCCCUGAAAUGCCAUUAUCAUUUUACACUUCCCUCCAGUGUCUGGAUUUAAGCUCUAACCAGAUAAGCUUCAUCACGCCUGGAGUGUUUGCACACAUGACAAGCUUGCUGGAAAUAAAUUUAGCCAAGAAUCACUUAUAUGAGCUUGCUCAGAAUGGAACAGAGGGGAUUGGACUUUUACCCAAGGUGGAAAUAAUGGACUUGUCGCAUAACAGUCUGUACAAUGGGAUGGCUGAGUAUUUCAUUAAACAAGCUCCAACACUGCAGUAUCUUUCCUUGGCAGACAACAGUAUUGUAAUGAUAUCACACAAGAUGUUUCAGGGAUCUCCCAGUCUUGUGGAGAUAGAUCUUCAGAGUAAUAUCAUCAUGGAAAUAGAAGAAGGUGCUUUUGAGACUCUAGUGAACCUUUCCAAACUCAAUCUCUCCACAAAUUCAAUUACUUGCAUCUCCGAUUUCAACCUCAGGCAGCUGGAGAUACUUGACCUUAGCAGGAAUAGCAUUGAGACCUUCCACAUCACAAAGUCAGAUGAUGAAUAUAGCUUAAGAUGUCUGGAUCUGAGUGAAAACAAAUUGCUUCACUUCCCAGUCUUCCCUCAGGUAAAUAAACUGGUAACUCUGAAUUUAUCAAAUAAUUUAAUCCAGCUCACUGCUGAAUCCCCUCAUAAUAAAAAGGAUUACAUGGAAAAUGAGUGGCUAGAUGGUUCUUUUCAUCUUCUUGAUCAGAAGCAAAGUAGAAACAUAAGUUCUCCUUAUUUAUCCCAGCUUGUAUAUUUAGACUUAAGUUAUAAUGAAAUCAAAUCCAUUCCGGAUAAAUUCUUUGAAUCAAUGUUGUCCCUUCACACCCUUAAUCUCAGUAAAAACUGUCUCCAAGCAUUUUUGGUAACUUAUGACAAUGCAUUAAUGUCCCUAACUGUCCUUGACUUGAGCUACAAUGCUUUGCAGAACCUUCUCCUUGAUGCUGCUGUGUUGUCCAAUCUGAAGGAGCUUUAUAUUCAGAAUAACCAUCUUCAGACCCUGCCAUUUGACAUCUUCUCCAGUCUUCCUAGCCUCAGACUGCUUAAUCUACAAAGCAACAACAUCAGCCUUUGCAGCAUGUACUCUGGAUUAGCUAAGCAAAGACUUGCUGGAGAGGAAAGUGGUUGUGUAUCAUUUGUUGAUUCUCCUACUCUUCAGUACUUGUACCUAGCUGACAACAUGCUGAACACCCUACCAGCACACAGCUUCUACAAGACUUCUCUGAUUGUCUUAGAUCUCACCAUGAACCCUGGAUUGAAAAUAGAACUUAAAGCACUAUCAGGACUGGAAAAGUCUCUGGAAUAUUUGUAUUUACAUGGCAAUAGCUUGGUGGAUUUAAAUAUUGACUUGCCUUGUUUUAGUCACCUUAAACAUUUAAACCUCUCUGAAAAUCAGCUGAACUGGCUGCCUAAGUGGGGUAGUGACUCUCCACUGGAAGUUCUGGACCUACGGAACAAUAAGUUCAGUACAUUACAGAACAGCAACAUUUUAGCAUUAGAAAAUUCACUUAAAAACUUAUAUCUCACUGGGAACCCACUUGACUGCUGUGGAAACAUCUGGCUUUCAUCAAUGAUACAGAACAAAAAUGUCCAGAUCCCCAACGUGGAGCACUUAACGUGCCAGUACACUCAGAACUUCGGGUAUCAGGAAGAAAUGUACAUUUGGAACAUUAGAUCAGAAGACUGUGAAAAAGAGGAUCUGAAGAAAAUCAACAUCCUUAUUAUAUUAACAUUUGUGUUGGUUUUAUCUGUGUUUAUCAUCGGUGCAGGUUCAUUUUUUUGCUUCCGCAGGCAAAACUUCAGCCAUCAGUUUAAAGCAUAGAAACACAAAAUGCCUUGAAAAUUGAAGAAAUAGGGUGCUACACUGGCAGUGUGUAUAAAUAAAGGGUGAAACGCUCAUCUUUGAUUUUUAACUGUGGAUUUUAAGAUGGUUUUGAAGUGCCCCUGUAGUGGUCUGGGUUCCAGGGACCAGAAGGAGAAUUUGCCAUGUUUUGCACUUGUUUCAUUCACAUGCAGAUCUGCUUAACAAGUUCAUACAGUGGUAGAGGAGACCACUGUAAAGCGCUGCUGUUGUUUUGAGGGAUGUGUAAUUUAAACCAGACCAAAAGAAAAAGCCCUCUAAGGUCUUGAGACCUGAGACUUUCCACUAAGCUCAAAGCUCAUUGAUUACAUCAGCCACGUAGGAAACUGCUUCUCAAAGUUAUGUGCCUCCAUCAGAUGUUUUGAUUUGGUCUGGUCUGAGCUUUGUUUUUUCCUAAGUGGUUAGGUCCUAACACUUCUUAGACUGAAAUCAUACCAAAAUACACCAGAGUGGGUCAAAACACAAUCUUCACUCCUUGAAGUUGGUUGCAAAUUUCCCAAGAGUUCCAAAACAAUGAGAAUUCAGCUAAAAAAAAAAAAAAAAAAAAGGAAAUUACAGUUCAUGUCUGUUGUGCUCGUGGCUGCCAUCUAGAAAAUCUAGAAAAUGUUUGUUAGGAUGUUGCUCCAGUCACAAGGGCAAGACAUGAGAAGUAUAUGAGGUCAAUUAGUCCUGGAACUUAUUACCCAUGAGCAAUGUAGAAGAAGUCUCAAGCAAGAAACAACUGCACUAUACAUUACCCAGAUCUGCUCAGAAGCUCACAGGUCUACAGUUCAACUAAAAGAGGAGAAAUUUGCCCCUCAUGUGCAAUGCAUAUUUAACUGGGUUUAAUGUGAAGAAAUUAAUCUCCAGGGUGAACAUUUUUUUAAAAGAAAAAUCCUGGAUAUGAAUUUUAACCAGAUAUCAUUGGACUGAAAUUUUUUUAUUUCUGAGGAAAACUGUUGGCAAUUCACUACAUACAGUUGCAUUUCAAUGCAGAAGAAUAAUAUAUCUAUUUUUAAAGGUCACAGGAUUUAGUCUACAAAAAGGUACUUUAAAAAUGUCAUUGUGAAAUGAUACACAGGGAACCUAGUCCUGAGAUAUUAUUCAGAUCAGAUGUCCACUGUCUCUCCCUAAAGAGAUAUUAUGGUCUAUAGGAUGGGUUGCAAGAAAAGUUAUGUAGAUCCUCAUUCUGUGAUGGGUUUAAGGUGGCUAACGUGUUCUGUUGCUAAAAGUUGACACUGACAUACCUUGUGUUCUAAACCAUGACAGAAAAUUAACCAUUUUGAAGUUAAGAAAAGCUCAACAAGAGGGGGAGACUGACCUGCUAACAGGGUUCAAUGGCUUUGAAAGGAACUGUGUCAGGUUUUCUUUUAAUGCUGGUAAAUGCACAUUAAAACAUACAAGAGUAAUAGAGGUCAAACUGAAACCUGUCCAAGUAAAUAGCUCAGAGCCAAAUUGCUGCUCCAUACCUAUUUUUUCCAGCUAGUGAAUGUCAAAAUUAACACACUACAAAAAGGUGUAUAAUUCUUUUUUAAAGCAUUUAUGUAAGAAACUGGCUGGUGAUUUUCACUGUGGAAUUUUGUACAAUAAAAAAAUAUCUUUGAACUUAAUAAAAAGCACAGGGUUGUGAAUAUAUUAAACCAUCAGCUUGGAAUGCUCCAUAGAUUAAAAGAAAAGCCUUUAUAUUUUUCUAUGGUAUUCAGACUUCACCUUUUACCUCCUGGUCUUGGAGCAGGGGCAGCUGCUCCAUAUCUCAGAGUAUGACCAGUGGAGAACAAGAUCUACUGAAGAUGUAGGCAAAAGUUUGGAACAGAUUUUCCAGAGAAGUUGUGGCAGCCCUAUCCCUGGAAGUGUUCAAGGGCGGGUUGGAUGGGGCUUUGAGCGACGUGGAAGGUGUCCCUGCCCAUGGCAAGGGGGUUGGAACUAGGGGGUCUUGAAAGUGCCUUCCAACCCAAAUCAUUCUGUGAUUCUGAGAUUCUACAAAUUUGCACAAACCAUCAGCAGCAGUGGGGCCUGAUAAAACAGCUACAAAAGCCCGUGCUAAUCAUUGGCUAAAGACCUUAUUCUUGUAGGAAAAUGUUUGCACAAGCAGUAGCUGCAGGGAAGCCUGAUGCUGAAGUUAAUGAGCUUUUCCUUUAUGUGUGUGUGAAGGCAAGCCGAGCUGUGUGCCCAAAUGUGGGCUGAUUUGCCAUACAAUGAGUUCACAGCUUUUGUGUCGAGCAUGGCAAACUUAUAUCUCCUUCUGAGAGCCAGUUAGCUUGAUUAGCAUCAAGUUGGAAUUAGUUAAAUAUCUGAUGACAGAGCCAAACCCAUUUAAUUAAUGGUUUUAACACUACUUUUAUUUGGGUCUCCCAAUAGGAAAUGCUUGUUAUUACUAAACAUCUGGGACUAAUCAGACCUUCAUUAACUUUCUUGGGAGCAGAAACAGUUUUCUUAAGAAUAAGUCUCAGGAGCAAAAUGCAGCACGGCUUGUUUGUGUUUCUCUGUUAGCAGCAUAAUAAACCAAGAAGUGACAUGACCCUGCUCCCUCUAAUUCUGUUAUUUUGGAUGGGGUGAGGAGCACGAGGGAAAGAAAAUAUGAAUAAAAUAGAGAGGAAAAACGGGUAGAAAUGUGACCUCUACAUGGUAUUAAUCCUCAAAAUAGGGGUAUGUAGAUGACAGCCACAGUCUUGCCUUUUCUGUUUGUUACUGUGUCUGCAAAAAGCCCAAACACCAAAGUAUCUGAUCCUGCAUCAAACACAGCCUUUAGUCACACAUUACACGUCUUUCUGCCAGUCAGCCCCAUUUUCCUAAUAGGUUGGUGAAAUGGUUUAAUGAAGAAGAAAAUUAACUCUAUCCCAGCCAAAACCAGGAUAGUAGGCACAAUGUAGGCUGUUUUGACUGUAGUUCUGCAAUAAAAAUUUUACACCCUCAGUCAUUACUUUUUCAUAAAGUCCUUGAAACAGACUCUGUUGAUGCAAAAAGAGCUCAUACUGCUAA